Phaeodactylum tricornutum CCAP 1055/1 is the source of this 1947-nucleotide messenger RNA. RefSeq lists its product with no specific name. NCBI's taxonomy places the organism in Eukaryota, Bacillariophyta, Bacillariophyceae, Surirellales, Neidiaceae. Bases 1 to 1947 code for a protein of 648 amino acids. The record is from RefSeq and is a predicted model, not a curated record. The transcript has 3 exons.
AUGCUCUUCCAACGAGACCACUCCGCGAGACCUUUCGGCGUGAAGAAGUUUAUAAUUUGCACUUCUUCCCGUACCUGUUUGUUCCCCGACCUCCAGCAGUGUGUUACAUUUAGUUUUAUGAACGUUACGCCGCUGUUCCUCCUCGUCUGCCACUUGCUGUCGGCGAAGGUUCGGGGAGAAUCGUCUAUUCGAGGAACGCAGAAAGAGGAGCAACACACUGUCGGAAAGCUACAAGAGCAGUCUGUUGUUUGUAUGGUGGAGCAGGUGGAUGUCAAAUUUUCCAAUUAUGAACCCUCACCCAGUAACGAUGCGGCGAGUACGGCGAACGACAGCGACUCGGCAUUCCUUUGUGUGACGGACCAGGACAACGCGGCUGAUCAAUCGUUCGUCAUUGACUUGCCACCUUUGGUCUUGGAGAACAUGACGCAUCACGAGCAUCCCGUUCUAUCCAUUUCCGACGCGGUUCUGGAUAAUGAAGCGGUUCAGCUUUCGGUCAUCAAGGACGCCUCUAUUGAUAUUGAUGAUUCACCAUCCCAACACCGUUCUCUGGCGUCGGCAACGGGUACUGGCCAAGUCCUGGUCUUACGGAUCACUUAUCGUGGCAUAUCCCCCUCUCUGUCGGCCGAUCAACUGGCCUCACGUGUUUUUGGCUUGGGUAACAAUCCGGAACGUCACAGUCUUUCCAGCCAAAUCGAUGCUUGUUCAUUUAGGCAGUUACAACUGAGACCAGCAGAGGGCGAUGACAUUGUAAAUGGCAUUGCUGAAAUUUCCAUUGACAAGCGAGUAGCUGGCUCGAACUCGGUGCUGGCUUUGGAUAAUCUAGUGGUCGCUAACGCCACGCGACGGUUUGGUCGAUUGAGUACCCAGUUCGCUCAUGUCUUAUUUGUCUUCCCAAGCGCUGGGCUUUUGUUUGGUGGACGUGGAUGGUUGGCCUAUGCCUAUUUCAACGGGUGGCGCUCCGUCUACAACGACAAAUGGGGUGGUAGCUUGUCCGCCUUGAUGCAUGAAGUAGGGCACAAUCUUAACUUGAACCACGCCGGACGAGGUAGCCAAAACUAUGGCGAUGUCACAGGUUACAUGGGAUGGGGAACUUCUAAGAUUGGUGCUCCCACAAGCUGCUUUAAUGCACAAAAGAGCUGGGCACUGGGAUGGUACAAAGAUCGUUCCCUUUCACUCUCUCUCCCAGAUUUCCCUUGGGGAGGACAGGUUGCCUUCUUCGGGGAGUACGACAAGACAACGCCGGAUCAACCUGUUAUUCUAAGUCUUGAAGACGGCAGCAAGCGAUUUUUUUUACAGUACAACCGCGCCAAAGGUAUGAACGAGCAAACCCGAGAAUUUCCCAACCAGGUUGUCCUUGUCAGUGACGAAGGCCCGGGAGACGGAAGGUGGGGUCCGCAAUCCCGGCUGGAAGGAGCUAUCGGCUUGAACGAGCAAAGCACUCGACGAAACUUUCGAAUCCAAAACUUUGAAGCAUCGGGCUUUCCUCUCUUUAUCCGAGUUUGUGAUGAGGUGGAGGGCCCUCCCGACUUGGUACGUCUCAGCAUUCACUUGGAAGAUGGAACGCAGAGUGACACUUGCAAUUUAAAUAUAGAGGCUUCAGCGCAGACCACGCCUUGCGAUGACGACUUCUCGGCAGUGUUCUUCGUAGACCCCAAUCGUGGGUACAAAGACUGCGGCUGGCUGGCUCGAGUGAUGGCAAAAAGUGAUUUUUGGUCUGAGGCUUUGUGUCAAGAGGGCCACGAAGCCUACAAUGCAUGCGCGGAGACAUGUGGCAAAUGUACAGACAAAUGCGAAGACACCACCGGAGCUUUUUUCUAUGUCAAUGCUCGUCAUGGAAACAAGGAUUGUGAGUGGCUUUCGACGAGAACUCCUUGGCGUGAAAAAUUAUGUCAUGAAGGCAACGCCGCAUACGCUUACUGCCAAGAAUCCUGCAACGUCUGCGACUAA